Sardina pilchardus (European sardine) is the source of this 4523-nucleotide messenger RNA. It is a transcript of the gene pcmtd1, whose product is annotated as protein-L-isoaspartate (D-aspartate) O-methyltransferase domain containing 1. The record is from RefSeq and is a predicted model, not a curated record. NCBI's taxonomy places the organism in Eukaryota, Metazoa, Chordata, Actinopteri, Clupeiformes, Clupeidae. The transcript is spliced from 8 exons. Gene Ontology annotation, cellular component: cytoplasm. The coding region runs from base 654 to 1772 and encodes 372 amino acids. Gene Ontology annotation, biological process: protein modification process. Gene Ontology annotation, molecular function: protein-L-isoaspartate (D-aspartate) O-methyltransferase activity.
AUUCUUGUCAUCCCGCGAAAACACGUCUGUCUGUCUGGUCUGGUUCGAUCAGCCAAGAACCACGUGACAUAUGUUUACAUCCUCUCAGCUGUUCCUGAAGAAAAGACAGCGGCAAUCGGCCGUCUUCGAAAAACUAUAUUUAUGUGAGCUGUCAGUGCGACGGUACGUUACUGUUUCGAUAGAUUGUGUCAGUAAUAUUCAUAUUACUUAAUUUACUCAUCUGACUGGCUGUUACAAGCAAACAAAACAGAGCUCACACGCAGUGCGGAUGUACCAGGCAUAACUCGAUUGCUUGAGAUCUGACACUGCCUCAACUGCAUGUUGAGAAGGUUCCACUGUGCGUGCACGCGUCUCCUGAGCAUCAAUUCUGCCCUCUGUCGUGCCAUUCUGUGCGGUGUUGCAGCCGGGAAUCUGUGACCCACAUCAUCUGCUGCCCAGCUCAGAGGGUUUCCUGAGAACAGGAUACUGGCUCUCGCAGCUGUUCUGGUUGUUCUUGGACCAAAAAUUUGAGAUGCCGAUCUCAAGGAUCCUAUAGGAGCUAAUUCCAGCUAUCUCAUCAGCUUCUCUCCAUGUGAGGCCUUGGGCCCCACUGAAAGUAAAUUUUUUGGGGGGGGCUGUUUUUACGUUUCUUUUCUUUUGGCAUUUUUGUCGCCAUGGGAGGAGCCGUCAGUGCCGGGGAGGACAACGACGACCUGAUCGACAACUUGAAGGAGGCUCAGUACAUCCGCACAGAACAGGUGGAACAGGCCUUCCGUGCCAUCGACCGUGGCGACUACUACCUGGACAGUUACCGAGAGAAUGCCUACAAGGACCUGGCGUGGAAAAAUGGCAACCUCCACCUGUCGGCGCCGUGCAUCUACUCAGAGGUGAUGGAGGCGCUGAGGCUGCGGCAGGGACUGUCCUUCCUCAACCUGGGCAGUGGCACCGGCUACCUGAGCACCAUGGUGGGCCUGCUCCUUGGUCCAUUUGGAGUGAAUCAUGGUGUUGAACUACAUAAGGAUGUUGUGGAGUAUGCUAAAGAGAGGCUGGAGGACUUCAUUAAAAACAGUGAUAGCUUUGAUAAGUUUGAAUUCUGUGAGCCAAAAUUUGUGGUAGGAAACUGCUUAGAAAUCUCCUCCGACAGCCACCAAUAUGAUCGCAUUUACUGUGGAGCUGGAGUGCAAAAGGACCACGAGAACUACAUGAAAAUCAUGCUCAAAGUGGGAGGCAUCCUUGUUGUGCCAAUUGAAGAUCAGUUGACUCAGAUCACCCGGACUGGCCAGAGCUCCUGGGAGAGCAAGAACAUCCUGGCCGUGUCCUUCGCCCCGCUCGUCCAGCAGAACAGAGCCGACGGCAACAAACCAGACACGGUUCAACUCCCUCCCAUCAACAUCCGGAGUCUGCAGGACCUGUCGCGCGUCUACAUCCGCCGCGCGCUGCACGGGCAGAUCGACGAGGCCGGCCCCGCCGCGCAGCGCACGCCCCACAAGCGCAAGAGGCGACGCUGCCGCCGGCGCCGCAUCAACACGUACGUCUUCGUGGGCAACCAGCUGAUCCCGCAGCGCGUGGAGAGCGAGGAGGAGGAGCGCGUCGGCGAGGAGAUCCGGGAGGAGGACGAGGAGGAGGAGGUGGAGGAGGAGGAGAAGGAGGCCGGCGGCGGCGGCGGCGGCGGCGGCGAGGAGCUGCCGCUGAAGGCCGAGGAGCCGCGGGUCAACCUGCUGCGGGAGAGGAUCCUCAGCCUGCCCCUGCCCGACGCACUCAAGGCCUACCUGCUCUACUACCGGGAGAAGUGACCAGGGUGUGCACACACGCACACACACACACACACACACACACACGCACACACACAUGCAUACACACACACACACACAGACACACACACACACACACGUUCACACUUGUCUCAGCACCUCCACUUGAUACAUGCGUGGGCAUACACACAAACACACACACCACACACACACACACACACACACACACACACACACACACACACACACACACACACACACACACACACUGAUACACAGACUAUAAAGACUCUCAGAUGGGUGGACUAAGACAUGCAUACACACAAAUACACACAUACACACACACACACACACACACACACACACACACACUCACACACACACUCACACACACUCACACAUGCACAUGCACUCUUCAUGCACUAAGCACCAAUCUGAUGAGCUGUUUCCCUUCAUUUCUUGGAUGAUGUAGCAUUGUUUUGUUUAGUUUUAUUUUUAUUUUAUUUUAUUUUUUCUAGGUUUUUUGUCUGUCUGGGGUGUGAAUCUGUGAUGGAGAGGCUUUUUGUAAGAUGAUCGGUCAUUUUGACUGCUGGUUAGAGUGAUUUCUAUGCUUUGUGCUAUUGAAAGCUUUCACACUUUUUCGGACACGUUAAAAAAUAGAUGUUUUUUCAUAUGAUUCUUUAAAAGAAAAAAAGACAGAAAGGUAUAAUCAUACACAAGUUUCAGUGCAAUGUUAGAGGGAUAGUGUAGAAGCAUUUUUAUAUACUGUAGAGGCUUCAAUCAUAAAGAGUGUUUUGAAUAUAAGGAACAGGUUUCAAGAGGAUAGGAGUCUAUGCUUUUUGCUGAUGCCCAAGAAGUGUCUAAGACACGUGGAAUAGACAUAUAAUGUGUGAAAGAUCAGAGCAGUGCUGUCGUACCAGAACAGACUAGAUGGACACCAAGAUAUCGGUGAUCAUUCACAAAAAAAAUGGAUUGAAACAUCUGCUAGUUUCUAUUUCUAUCAACAUUUGUUUUGUGAUUGCCUUAUAUGAAUCAUUGUUUGAACAUUUUGUCAGUUGAUUGUGGUGUGUGUUGAUUGUUGGCUUAAGAAAACAGUGCUGAGAUUGCUUUGGUAAAGACUCCCUUAGGUAUUUUUUGUAUGUGACGUGGAUAACAUUACGUGGAUUUUCUCUGCACUGUCCCACACAAUAUCAAGGUCUGCUGAUGGUACCUAAGCUAACAAUGAUUGAGAUAUAUAUGUAUGUAUAUAUGCAGGCUGGAAGCCAUGCUGGAACUUCUUUUGGCUAACCUACCAAAAUAAAAAAGAUAUAUAUCCAGGUUUUUUGGUAGGUUAGCCAAAAGAAGUUCCAGUAUGGCUUCCAGCCUCUCUUUGUAAUGAAAGCCUUUGUAAUGAAAACUUGUUAUGGCAAUCAGCCCCCAGUUCAGAUCCUGAUGCAUGGAAGCUUACUUCAGUAGCUUUCAGUGGUGCAUCCUUUUUUUCCUUCAUUUGGAGAGUUCUAAAAUCAGGGCUUAUUAGUAGAAUGGAAGUGUGGAGGUGUUUCCCCAUCUGGCCCGGGUCGUGUGAGGAUAAAAGAGGCUAUUACAUCAAACCAGCAGCUUCUAACCUGGCACAGAGGCACACUGUGCCUCAGAGGUGGCGCUUAGAAGAAAUAGGGAACUUGCUGUAUGUGGGACCCAGAGAGCCUUUUCAGUGUGUUCGUGGUUGAAAUGAUGUCAGGUCCAUCUGACAAUCACAGAGCGUGUGGAGCUUUGGCACCUGAAAAAAAAAAAAGUUUGUAAAGACUGUACAGAUUUGAUACUACUGAUUUCAUAUAGUAAGCUUUACUCUUGAGGUAUUCUGCCACAAAUAAAUUCUGUAUUGAAUAAUCCUGCAAUAUUACCUACCCUACCCCCAAAUGCCUUGAAUGACCUAUGUGUCAUUUCAUAUCCAAAGCUUUUUUCGUUCCUUUUAAAAUCAGCUUAUAUGAUGAGCUAAGGAUGUCAUUUCCUGUAGAUGAGAAGCCAGAACAAAAGGCCAGUUAAAUGUCUCGAAUUUCAGAGUAGCCCAUUAAUCACUGUGGCAGGUGAAAUUUGGGAAAUGACUUUAUGUAACUCCGGAUAGGGUAUUUCUGAUCUAUUGUGUGAAAUGAUGUUCACUUCUAUUGCACUUCUUCGGUCUCUUUUUGGAAAGUCAAUGUUCCUUUCCAGUUUAUUUAUGACAAAAGAGCUGAGGGGUUAUUUCUCCUUGUCUCACGGUGUGUGGAGUCUUCUGUAUUUUACGCGGUCGCAGCUCAUCUGCUCCUGUCUCAUGAGGUCUGGGAUAAUGGACUGUACGGGGGUGCAGCGUGCUGUCAGGGCAACAGUGCUGCCUGAGGUGGCGCUUGGCAAACAGAGGAAAGAGGCGAGCUCUGCGCCCUGGCUGUCAUACAUUUACAGCGACGGAGUUCACUUAAAGUAAACUACUGUCACUAUAUCUCAGAUUUCUUGGCCCUUGAAAUCAGGUUUGAAUGCUCUUGAUGUCUUUUACACCGUAGUUAUGGGAUUGCGUAUAUUUUUCGAGACGCAGAUUGACGCUGACUGGGUCAGCCUUGGGCUGAGCGUUCAGAUGGUGGUGGAAGUACUGUAUGGGAUGGCCAGGUUACCAUUCCCUUCAGUGCUUGAAAAUGGAUAGCAUGCUGUUGACAGACUAUCACUGAGACAUGUGUGAUGUUGUACAUUUUUUUCUGUCUCUCUCUAUGAAGCGAGUCACUCUGAAUUGUUUGUAAGUUCAUGCUUUCUUCCACAGCCAUGUUUUCAUUAAAUAUAUUUAUAUCA